Messenger RNA from Anopheles arabiensis, 1290 nucleotides. RefSeq lists its product as uncharacterized. The coding region runs from base 434 to 910 and encodes 158 amino acids. Lineage: Eukaryota; Metazoa; Arthropoda; Insecta; Diptera; Culicidae. The record is from RefSeq and is a predicted model, not a curated record. Gene Ontology annotation, cellular component: cytoplasm; nucleus. The transcript is spliced from 2 exons. Gene Ontology annotation, biological process: regulation of cell cycle.
GCCGCAGCAAACGCUGAUUCAUUGUGCUUCGAACAACCGGAACAGAGCGCGAGAGUGUAGCAAUCUUUAUCGGGUGGGCGCGCGUGCUUGUGUUUGUCUCGUCCGCGAGUUUGAAAGUGUUUAGCGAACAGAAUAGACAUUUCUAAUUGAAGACGUGUGCACGGGUGUGAAGUGUGUUUGCCAAAGAUAACAAACGGCAACUUUCUCGUUUGUUUAGAGAACGAGUUGCAAUUGCAAGCACCAAGUAGUAGGCCAUCAUCCAGCGCCAUUUCACAACCUUGCCCAACGGAGAGCGGGCGCGCGUUUGAGCUUGGACUACUUGGGGUGGAAGGGUGAAAGUAGACGGCAUUCCAGAGAAGGUGGUGCAUCACGUGCUUGUGCGUGUGUGGACGAACUGGCAUCCACGUCUGGCAAUCAUCAGUCAAAGCGUACCAUGGUCCUGAAGGCAUCGGAUGAAGGAAAGAUGAUGGAGUCGAACGGUUUCCACACGGUUGGGAUCGGAUCGAGCGCGAGGAAGGCACUGUUGAGCGCGCUGGAGGAUAAGCGGCUAGUUGUUGGGUUGGCCAGUGCCGUACGCAGCUUGGCGGCCAAUCCGGAGUUGUACAAUUUUUGCUUUCUGGCACCGUUCGACGACCACGGUGAGAGUGGUAGCCACAUGCAGGAGGUGCUGCUGGAAGCGUUCUGUCUCGAGCACGACAUCUACAUUAUACGGGUCGACAGUGCGGACAAAUUGAGCCGUUUGGUGCAGUCUCCGGUUGUGGCGUCCUGUGCGUUGGUACGCAAACUGCCACCGAAAAUGCUACGAAGAAUGAGCAGCGCCUUCCGACGAUCUGAAAGCAUCCUAAUCGAGCACUGUGAGCUGUACUGGGACGAACCACACAAACCCGUUAUCAAAUUGCCCGAAAAGUGAGCAACACAACCUCCCGUGUGUUAAGUUUUGUGAAACAAGAGGACGUCCUUUAGGAAGCCAGAGCGCAGCAACGAGUGAGCGACCUGCUUGUGCUAUAGAAUGGCAAAUAUUCUCCACUUACCUAAGAGCUAACUAGGCCAACUUCAGGGCCAUAAGUUUGAAAUCCUUUAGCCGGUAGCGGGAAACCGGGGGCCGCACGAUAAGCUAGGUUAAGCUAGGGAUACACAAGGAGCUACGAACGGCUCGAACUUUGACCGAUUUCGGUCCACCAAACAGUGCUGCACUGUAGCAAACGAUCGUUGGAAAGUGUGAACACGGUUUUUCUGUACUUUUAAACGCAAAUUACGUGCAAAAUAAAACACGAAAAUCAUCGACGUAAA